Molecule: messenger RNA, 336 nt
Organism: Mangifera indica (mango)
Lineage: Eukaryota; Viridiplantae; Streptophyta; Magnoliopsida; Sapindales; Anacardiaceae
Product: pleckstrin homology domain-containing protein 1-like
Exons: 1
Coding region: 1-336 (111 amino acids)
Source: RefSeq, a predicted model, not a curated record
AUGAAAUCUCUCUGGCUGGCUGCGACGGGCCAGCAUCCCAAUCCUGACGAUUACAGGGGCACUGAACUUUGGUCUAAUCCUGAACGAUCCGGCUGGCUAACCAAGCAAGGCGACUACAUCAAACAAGGCAAGCUCUUUUGGUUCAAAGACUUUUCCAACGUCACCCACGCCUCCACACCACGCGGUGUGAUCCCCGUUGGCACCUGCCUCACUGUUAAAGGUGCUGAGGACAUCGUCAACAAACCUUACUCUUUCGAACUCUCUACCGGAGAAUAUACAAUGUACUUCAUCGCCGUUUCAGAGAGGGCGAAAGAGGAAUGGAUCAAUGCAUUUUAG